UUUUAUUACAUCUAGCAUCGACAUGAUAAAAAUUAAAAUUGCCACAUUUGACCUUGAAAUAAUCGACCACAGAUUUUAAGCUACCACAAACUAGUGGAAUGACCUGUGAAGUUAGAUCACAUGUUUUAAUGUUACCUACUUACAUUCUGGUAAAUAAAAUGUUGUUUAUUUCAGCAUCACAAGCUAAAGGCACAUGGGGCAAACUUAGAAAUUGCUUUUCUAAUGCCUUAAAGCGACGGAAUGCCCAUAAAAGCGGACAAGCUGCUAAAAAAUAUAUUCCGUGGAAGUAUGAAAUGCAAAUGGCAUUUCUUCAACCGUAUAUGGAUAGUAGGCAGACACACAGCAAUUUAUCGCAGGCAGAAAAUGCAUCACAAUAUUUACAAUUACCGGAAGAAGAAUUUCAGAUAAUUGAAGACAGUGAAUUAGAAAACACUGAAGAACAUGAAGGCAACGAAAGAGAAACUGGGGAUAUUCUGUCUGUAUCUUCUCAUUCCACAAAUGCAGAGAAUACAUCACAAUCGCUGCCUCGAAAUCAACAGACGCCACAGCGAAAAAAACGUCCGAAUCCUGCCGAUGAAAUUGUACAAAUAAUGAAAAAAAAAUUGGAACUGAGGAUUCAAAAAGUCUCACAAAGACCUGAAAAUAGUCCAUUGCUAAACAAUUUAAAUGAAACAGACAUGUUUUAUUUGAGCAUGUCAAAAACAGUCCAAAAACUGCCUCCAUUGGAACAAGUUCAUAUUCGGAUGGAACUAUGCAGACUUGUGUCCGAAGCAGAAAUGUCUCAACUUAAAUCACUGAAUGAUAAUUAGAGCUCCGCUUUACCCAGUCAGACACAUACAGGAUCUCCCUCUCUGGUGUAUAUCAUAUUUUGACACCAUCAGCAACUCAACCACAAAACUCCUACUGGAAAUUACAAACACCUAAUGAAACUGAUUCUGAUACUACGUACUCCAAAUGAUCCAACCGCACGGCGUUGAACAUGUUUUUGUCACGGAUAUAGAUAUUUUUUGGGUUUAAACUUGUUUUAUGAAAAGAACCUAUGUUUGCUUUCG
This is a messenger RNA of Ceutorhynchus assimilis (cabbage seed weevil), 1052 nucleotides long. The record is from the annotation of a GenBank genome assembly. NCBI's taxonomy places the organism in Eukaryota, Metazoa, Arthropoda, Insecta, Coleoptera, Curculionidae.